GCUCUAUCCGACAAACUGAAAUUUCUGAGGCGCCAACCUGAGUAGAGUAACCGAACUCCAGUUUUUCUUGCCGGUAGUCUAUUUGACGACAGUGAGGUACAUCUCGUCGGGAUGCUGUAUUUUCUGGAGAGACUGCAAGACUCGUCCCUCGUAGCCAGUUUCCAAAGAACCUGCGGUUUGUAUCAGUGUAAUGAGGAGGGUAAGGUGGGUCCCCAGAAGAGCGGCCAGGUGCUCGCGGUCCAGCCGGACUUGAUGCGAGACAAGCCGAUAGAAGCACCUGAAGUAUCCCGGAACGGGAAUUUGGUACGAAGACAUUCGGACACAAACGGAGCGAACGGAUUUAUUAAAAAGAGAGACUCUCGAAAGUACAUUGUGAAAAACCAGUUCCUUUACUAUUUGUUCCGGUUUGCUGCAGCCCUGGGUCAGGAAGUUUUUUACAUUACCUUUUUGCCUAACACUUUCUGGAACUUUGACCCCUAUGUCUCCCGGAGGCUGGUCAGCAUGUGGGCGAUUGUGAUGUACAUUGGCCAGACUUCUAAAGAUCUCCUAAAGUGGCCUCGACCAUCUUCUCCACCAGUCAUGAAGCUGGAGACAAGAGUGGAGGCAGAAUAUGGGAUGCCGUCUACACAUGCCAUGGCAGCCACGGCGAUCUCCUUCACUUUUUUGCUGUGUACAAUGGACCGGUACAAGUAUCCAUUUCAGUUGGGAUUAGCGACUGCUGUGAUUUUGUCAUUGCUUGUGUCUCUCAGCAGACUUUACACCGGCAUGCAUACUGUUCUGGAUGUUAUCUGCGGCAUCUUAAUGGCUGCCCUACUAGUGAUGCUAACGUAUCCUUUCUGGGAUUCCCUGGAUCAGCUUCUGCUCACCAGCUCAGCCACACCUUUACUUGCUAUAGUGGUCCUUUUCUUCCUGUGUCUGAAUUACCCAAAACUGGACCAUUACAGCCCCAGCAGAGGUGACACUACCAUUAUCCUGGGUGUUGCAGCUGGAUCAACUGUAGGCUUUUGGACCAACUACCAUCUAGGAGAAACCUAUGAGCCAACUGGUGAAUUUCCUCUUUCUCUCCCUCCUCUGACAUGUGCCGUAGUGCUGACGGCAGCUGCCCGUGUCCUUGUUGGCAUUCUCUGUUUACUUGUGGUCCGGCAGGUUGUGAAAGGUCUUAUGCUCAAGGUAUUGUGUACAUGGUUUGAUGUUUCUGUCAAAGACAAGGAUGCCAGACAAAGACUUGAAAUCGAGGUGCCCUACAAGUUUGUAACUUAUUCAUCCAUUGGCUUCUCCACCACUGUGCCAGUGCCUCACCUUCUCAGGCUACUAGGAUUAAUGUGAAGGUGAUGUGCAGCUACUUUAAAUGUUACAUGCCAAAUGAGCAUCAUUGAUCUCUUCCGAACAGUCCAAGUUUAUUCACCACAUACUACAGUAAUGACAUUAUUUUAUGAAUAGAAGAAAACUAUUUAAAACAUCAAUCAGGAGCUGUUAUGCAGUGCAUGAGGUAAAACAAAUGUUUAAAAGAAAACAGUUAAGUAUGUAGGCAGCAAUAAUAUUGGUUGAUUGGUUGGGUUUUUUUUUUGUUUUUUUUUACACAGAAUGCAUCUUUACGUUUAGUCGGAGUGAUUGACAUUGAUUCAGUGAGGUUAAAUUCAAGAUGCAGUGGUAUUAAUGCACAAUAUGUCUGUCAUUUAUAAAAUGUGUAUCAUGAGUUGGCAUGAUGCUAUAUAGCUAUAAAGUAAAACUGAAUAUAAAUUAAUAUAUUUUCAUAUAUAAAUGUUAAAUUAUCAGUGGUAGUGUUGCUUAUACAUUACACAUCUGUUUUACUUUAUCAAAAUGAGCAUGUGUCCAGCAAGAUAAGAGACAUUGUUAAAAUUACUAUACAUUUAAGGAGCAGAUUGUUUUCAGAGGUCUUGAGAUGUAUGGCACUAUUGCGUUCAACAGAAGAUUUUCAUACCAACUUAUAUAUUUUUUUCUUUUUCCUAGACUUGUUGUGCAAAUCCUACUAGUUUCCCUACCUGUAUUAGGCAGGUGUAACCAACAUACCAACAAAAAAGGUCGGUUGACUUUUGUCUGCUGUCCAACCAGUUUUCCAGUGUCUUAUUUUAUAUUCCCCCUUCUAAGCUUCCUUUCACUGAAAAGUAUGAGAAACUCAAAGGCUGAUUUUUACCAUUAAAGAUCUCUCACAGGCUGGUCCAUGGUGAGGAAUGGAUAGAGUUGUCAUCAUCCAGAAUUCAGUAAGCAAGAUUUGGGAUGAAAAAAUCACCCAAGAUGCUCCAUUUAAUGGUACUGAGAUGCAAGUUUUUCAACAUGUAUGGAAUGAGAUCAUUUAAAGGGGAGCUGAUUUUCUUAUAACGUAUUGUUAUGUCAUAUAUAGUAAUGAGUUAGACUGCUGAACUCUGCAAUAUUUUUUAUGGUGAUUACUCUUUAAUCAGAUUAUUAAUUGUAACCAAACACAGCUUUUGAGGUUUAAGAUCAAAGCUACAACUGGAAAACAAAAGGCACUGCAACUAUGCUAGGCUUAGCUCUUUAGCCAUUGUCUAAUAUAGUCGGAGAGCACGUUGCUUAGCAGAGGAGGUGUUCCUGAACACCAAUUUACCAUAAAGCCAACUGGCAAUUUCCUCCUCUCAUAAACCUGUUUGCUCUGAUGUAGCAUGUCAGAUUUCCUUGAGGCCUAGUGAGUGCUCAUCAUCAUCCAGCUGUCCUCACUUCAGGGGUUUUUGAAUUUUACUUCUCCAUCUGGCCGGGGGGAGCUUUAGCCUGUACUCUGCAGAAACUGACUGAGGUUACACUUGCUUACUCCUUAGCCUUACAUCUGACCAUAAUAAGCCACUUUGUCCAAAAACUGGGUUGCUGGGAGUUGGAAGCAUGGCUUUGGGUUGUGGGAAGAAAGAGAAAAUUGAGUUUAUAACUUGCAUACAGUGGAGUUUGACUUUAAUAUGCAAAACUACACUGAAUGUGGCUGGCCUGGGACACAGAACACGGGUCCAGUGAGCCGUGCUGCAGUAACACCAACCAUUCUGCUACGUCCUCAUUCCUGAAUGUCUUAGAAAACACCAUUACUGUGUGGCAUGUCAUUCAUAAAUGAACAUUCCCUAUACUGGUGUAAGUUUGAUACCUACAGUGUUCACUUCAGAGUUGAGGAGGUCUGAGAACGCCAACAGAGGGCACAAGGCUGGACCCAGUCCUGUAGGGGAUGCCUUUCCAUUGCAGGGCAUACUCACUUAUACCAUAUCUGGCUUACAGUACUGCUGAUGAUAAUAAUACUUCACAUUUUAUAUAAUAAUUUGAUUUACAUAAUACAGUGCAUUUGCCGUUUUCAUAGUUGAACAUAAGAGCAGCCGACUUUUGUCAAAAGCACAAUAAUCACCAUUUACUGAAAAUGCCAUUUAAAAACUAGCUUUUUUAGUCUUUAUGGAGCUAAUCGUGAAAACAUGAAUAACCACAGAUAACAAAGGGCUUUUAAAAUGUAAAUCAGUCUUAAGCCUACAAGUAACAGGAUAGACCCUAGAGGCGAAAACUGUCCAUUUUCAAAAGCAAGAUAAGAAUACAGUAGAAGCUCCACACAGGAAUAAUGAGAAUUGCAAUUAAGUGGAAUCUGUGGCAUCAAGUCCACCAUGAUGCCGCGUUAAUGCAAAAAAUAAGCCAAAAUUAUUUGUAAAGCCAAAGAAAUAAGGGGACAGUCUUGACUUUGCAUUCAUUCUUUAAAACGGUAUAGGCUGCUUGUUCUAGAUUAAAAAAAGAAUGUCUAUAGAAUUUACCAGAAACAAGUAUUACACUUUAGCCCAUGGAGAAUUCAGUAAGCUUUUACUGUUGACGAGAAUUAUUCCACAGGCAUUAGAUCAACAAUAAAUCAAUGCAACAAGGGAUCCAAGUAACUGAAAAUUGCUUCAAGUCUACUAGUAAGCUGAACUAAAUCAUUUAUAUUUUGAUGCAAAUAGCAUGCAAUUGUCUGAACCGGAUCUUUAAUGUUUGUCUUUUGUAAAAUUCUUAUUCCAUUUCAUUAAGCUAUGGUGUUCAAUCUUGAUAAUCAUCAGACAUUGCUAACCCUUCCAAUACGUAUGAUUUUUUUUUUUUAAUUAGAUGGUAAACACAGUUUUGUAUUUUGCCUUCACUUUGUGUCUCUCUCUUAAAAAAAUAAGAUAAAACCUCAGUAAAUUUAUCUUUUGUCAUUGUGGCCAAAAAGUCUUUUUUUUUUAAUUUGACAUUAUAAUCUAGGGCAAUAUUAACCAACAAGCAGUCCAACUGCUAAACAUGGUGCUUGUGUUCACUGUUACAGAUCUGUGUCUCAGGGUCGGGCCCUCGUUAUGUGCAAUUUAUUAAAAUGAGAAUAUCUAGGUGCAGUGUGGUAAAUCAAUUUACUGUAACCAAAAGGUCCUCUAUUACUUUUCUUUUGUUGUUUGUUUCAAUUGGCUGAAAGGUGCACACAAAUGUGGCCAUUUCAGCUUCACAGAAUGUUGUGUUUAAAGGAGAUUACAAUGUAUCAGACAAAUCCGUGAUGCCCCUUAAUCAAAUCUAAGGGUUGAGCCAAGCAUUUAGUCAUUCGAGCUGCACCAGAGACCAAGGGGCUCAUUUAUAAAACUUUGUGUGACUAUGCGAGUGCCAACAAAGGGGAAAGAUUUGAUUUAUAAAAGCUGGCAUACACACAUUUCUACACAAUUUACCUUUUGUAAAUCACAAUCAUCUUUUAAAUGUGCAUACGUGAAUGGUCAUAUGCCACCCUGAAACAACCCUACGUGGACAAUGCAAAUUAACUUUGUACAUAGAUGCAGUCCUGAUGCUGAGUGGUAAAGCAGCUUCCCCCCUAUCACCUGCA
Molecule: messenger RNA, 4801 nt
Organism: Erpetoichthys calabaricus (reedfish)
Lineage: Eukaryota; Metazoa; Chordata; Cladistia; Polypteriformes; Polypteridae
Gene: sgpp2
Product: sphingosine-1-phosphate phosphatase 2
Exons: 5
Coding region: 112-1326 (404 amino acids)
Biological process (GO): phospholipid dephosphorylation; sphingosine metabolic process
Cellular component (GO): endoplasmic reticulum membrane
Molecular function (GO): sphingosine-1-phosphate phosphatase activity
Source: RefSeq, a predicted model, not a curated record